Molecule: messenger RNA, 2695 nt
Organism: Oreochromis niloticus (Nile tilapia)
Lineage: Eukaryota; Metazoa; Chordata; Actinopteri; Cichliformes; Cichlidae
Product: protein FAM3C
Exons: 10
Coding region: 1019-1720 (233 amino acids)
Source: RefSeq, a predicted model, not a curated record
ACAUGACACGGUCAUUUACAUAACCAGGCCAUUUGACUUAUUGUUAAUAAUAAUAAUAGAGAGGCAGGUCCAUAAUGAUGGGUGAGGACUUUUAAAGGCCUGCAGGUGUUUCAUGUAUUUCUACUAACUGUGAGGUUAUUUUGAUGAGUCUAGCGUUCUCGCUUGGGGGGGCGGAGCUUUUCUGAUCGUUUUAAAGAACUCUGUUCGUGUUUCGCUCUUUUCUCUGUGGUUUUGUGUGAACUUGUUGAAAGAGGAACGAUAGUGACUUAUAUCGUGUUUGAAAAGUGAAACUGAAGAGCGUCGAAGGUUUGAUCUCAGGGACGUUCUCAAAUGUAAAUCGCCACCUCACAGGACCAGACUACGUUGGAAGCACAUUUCUGUCUCCAGCUUUUCAGUGUUAAAGAGGCUGCAGGUCAUGUGACCUCUGUGGUCCUGUCAGAAGGUUUUCUAUAGAAAAUGUAAAAAAUGCCUUUUGUUUCCUGUCUCGGUGUCAUUUGUCUCCUGGGGGAAAUAAAGUUCAGCAGUGGAAACAUUUGAUUAAAAAGUGUUUUGUUUCACUGUGUGAGGACAGGAAACAGGAAACAGUAGGUUUGGAUUAUAAGUCGUGUUUCAGACACUUCACUGUUACGCAGUUUAUGCUGAAAAUGAGGCAGAUGGGCUGUAACAGCCAGGUGUGACGCCCCUCACCUUUAUCAGCGUGGAGCUACUCGGUGGUCGGAGGGGAGACGGACUCGGUUUGCUCCACAGAUACGUUUCACAUAUUUGACUAAACGAGGUCCCUGAAACUGACCGAGCUCUCCACCUGGCAUCAAACUAAUGGUUGACGUCACGGCGUGACGUACAUCUUUUAUAUACAGUCUCUGGUUUGGAUAGAUGUGUUUAUUAACUGUAACUUCACGGGUGGGCGGAGGGAUACACACCUGGGGUUUAAAGACACUGCAAUGAGUGCGUGCGCGGUUUUGUGUUCAGUAACCGGAUCGGCAGCACUACUUAUCUGGUUUACCGGAAACGAAGCACGAUGAAGCACGCGGUCCUCCGGGGAAGUGUUGUGCCGUUGCUGGUGGUGGUCACGUCUGUGAUCAUUGUCGUUGUCAUCCUGCAGCAGUCCAACGUCUCGUUUGAAGCUGGUUGGCAUCAUAAUUUACCCAAGGUCAUCAAUUUCCCCCCUCACGGUGCCAAAAUAUCCAGCAAGCGUUCAGCUGGUGUAUGUGGUACUCCAAGAGAGUGUCCUGCACAUGAGAUCAGUUUCUACAUCCACAGCGGAGCCGCCAACGUCGUCCCUCCGGCCAUCUGUGUCCAAAACAAACUGGUUCUGGGAACUGCGCUGAACAACGCUGGAGGAGGAAUAAACAUCGUUAUCCUAAAUGGUAAAACGGGAGAAGUCCUGAAGACGGAUCACUAUAACAUGUACAGUGGAGAUGUGAAACCGUUCAUUGAGCUACUGAAGAGCAUCGAGAGAGGCUCCAUCGUUAUAAUGGCGUCCUACGACGAACCCUCAACAAAGUUAAACGAUGAGCUCAAGAAUCUGAUUGCUGAACUGGGAAGCUCUCACAUCCACUCGCUGGGAUACAGGGACAACUGGGUGUUUGUUGGUGGCAAAGGAGUAACGGGGAAGAGCACCUUUGAGAAGCACAUAAAGAGCGACUCGGCAACCAACAAAUACGAUGGCUGGCCCGAGCUGAUCGGGCUGGAGGGCUGCGUCCCCAAAUUCCCGGAGUGACAGGCGAGGCUGCAGACGCAUGGCUGGUGAUUUAGAGACUGAUCUGGGACCGGAAAAUUGUGCAAACCAAAUCCAGGUGAACCCACCUGCCCUGUUUCUUCUAUGUGUGAGGCUCUCAUGGAAGCUGGACUCUGUCUCCGUCUCCAGGAAUAAAAAAAAAAAAAAAAAUCAGGAAAAUACAUUUUAGGGUUUCAGAUUUGCCACCUUUUUAUUGAAGUGUGACAGGAAGUGAGGUGAGCUUUGGAGCUCUGUAAUCGUUAGUGAGAAACUCCCCUUUAGAUAAGAUGACUCAGUUCAACAGGACAAGCAGGUCUUUCCUGUGCAGUAAGAGAGCGGACAACCUCCUGAAUGUUUCUGACAUCCAGCCUCUCCUGAAGUGCUGCAGGCACCAUCACCUGAACCAGAAUCUCCAGAUUUUAUCUGCAAGUCCUCCCAAAGCACCUCAGCCGCACCUUCCAGUUUGUUUCUUUGUUAUUUUUUUAAAGUGUUGCUUUCAUUUAUAAAGAAUUACAAACGAAACGGAUGAUAUCAAACCAGCCAGAAUCACACACAGGUCUGGGGAUGUUUCUGGACUUUUUUUAAAUGUGCAUUUCUAUUUUUAUAUUGUCCUUUUUUGAGUUUAAGGUUAUUACAAAGUGAAUUAGUUUCUGGGCUGUGGGUCUGCACAUCUUACCCAUUUUUGGAUUCGUGGUUGUUGGUUUGUUUACAUUAAAAAUGAAAGAAAGCCGAAUGAAGAAGACGCCGAUGCUUUGACUCCGAUUUCGAAGGCAGAUGAAGGUUGCCCGGUUCUACCUGAAGCUUCUUCCUGUUUAAAGGGAGUUUUUCCUUCCUACUGUCACAGAGUGCUUGAUCAUAGCGGGCUGUCUGAUUGUUGGGUUUCUCUGUUUUAUUGUAGGAUCUUUACUGCACAAUAAAAGGUGUUUGAGGCCACUGUUGUGGUUGGGUACUAUAUAAAUAAAGUUUACUUGAACUGAA